GAUCUUCAUUGCCAAAAUCAAAGAUGGCGGCCAACUUGGACAGAAUUCAGCAACAAAUGCAAACGGAAUUGGAAAAGUUCAAGUCCGUCCAAAAAGGUAAUUCUUAUAAAAACUGUAAGAUGAAAAACUAGCAAGUUAUUCGUACUGUAUGGAUGUCAGGAAUUUCUUUUCUCAGAUGUAAUACUGUUUUAUGUGCUUCAACAUUAAACUUAAGGGAGUUUAAGGGUUAAGUACCUAUGCUUAAAAAUACUCUAUGCAGAUAUUUAAAAAGAUGUUUACGAACUUAUAUUUUUUCCAGUUGGCCAGUACCAUUUAGUUAAGCUUUCGAAUACUCUGUACUUCAUAGAUAAAAAUAAUGGUAACCUGCAAUAGGCCAUGAAACAGUUACAGAUAGAAGCAAGGCUGGAGUUGACCUCGUUUUGAUACAAACCUUUAUUAUAUAAUAAAUCAAAUAAUAUAAAUCAAGUUGUUCUUAUGCUAGCUAGUAAUUUUCAAGGACAAUUUCCAUAACAAAGCAAAAGGGGUUUGUAUCAAAGCAAGGUCAACCUCACUGCCUCUCAUUCAUUCAAAGGCGAGGGUACUAAUUAUUAUAAGCCCACAACUGUAAAAUGGUCUAUUCCCAGACUUAAUAAUCAUAUGUAUUCUGUUUCAUCUUCAGACAUACAGAAACUAGUCAGUGCCAGACAGCAGUUAGAAGCCCAGUUAAAUGAAAAUAAAGUUGUAAAGGAGGUAAAUUAUAACUGCCUGCCCCUCCUUUCUCUAACCCAAAGAUUACACAAUGGGUACUGUAUUAAUUUUUUUUUUUCUUUUUGGCUAUAAGCUGAUCUCGGCUAUAAGCCGAGACCCUAAACUUUCAACUCAAACGUCUUUUUUUUUUUUUCACCUUCCCUCGUUGUAAGUGAGAUUUUUAGUUGUAAGACCUGUUUUUUGUCAGCUCUUUGGACAAUUUGGGACUGAAUUUCUGUGCUUAGCUAACUUAACAUUCAGAUUUGUAGUUAUGUGAUCGAUUCGAUCUUUUGCUGCUAAUAAGUGAAUACAUCUCCAUUUAGUGAGAGUUUAGUAGAGUUUCAAUAGACUGAAAAACAUUUUUUAUCAAAAACUCUUGGCCAUAGGCCAAAGCCCCCUACUGGGCUCACAUUUCACUGAACUGUAGCUUUAAUUUGUGUAAAAAUCACUCAGCAUAUAGCCAAAUAAAUACGGUAGUUUCCUAGAACCCCAUACUGAUCUAUUUUCCUCAAAUUAUUUGUAGAUGAAUUAUUUCUUGAAGGUUGGUUUAAGGUAAUAUAGGGUAUACCCAUAGUCAAAAGAGUUGGGAACGUACGACCUUUCAUUUCCCUGGACACUGCCCUCUUAGUUUGUUCAUGCGUACUAUAGCCUAUAAUGGUAAUCCAUUCAGAAAUAACAUAUUGAGAUUGAAUACACAAAAAAACUUUAAAAAUUGAAUCAAAAUGUUAACAUGACAAAACAAGCAAGGUUCAUCAGGCUAUAAGACAUAGUAUUGUAGACAAUUUAUGCUUACUGCAGCUGUAUAAAUAGAGGACAAUCAAAAAUACAAUCAAAAUAUGAUUGCCACGAUUAAUCAUCCACUUGCCAUAAAGAUCAAAUUUCUUAAACAUUCUUGACUUUUUCGUCAGUUGCUGAAAAAACUAGCUGUUGUCAAGAGGUUAUUUUGGCAAUUGUAUGGACUGUCAGCCAGGGAAAAAAAGUGGCUGUUGUAAACAGGAGGCCAUUGUGGAGAGGUUGCCUUUAGUGGAGGUCAGCUAUAUACUUACCUGAGAUCCCUGAACAUACAUUUGGCUGUGAUAUUCCCACAUUUAAAAACAGGUAGGGGUGGGGUGAGGGGCUACACAGAAGGUUAAAAAAUUGUUGUCACUACAAAGGGGAUGUUGAUAAGAUGUUAUGAAGUAGAUUUGUUGGUAAUUUUAUUAUUUAAAUUGUCUCUACAUCUGCAUUAAGGAGCUUCAAAGUGGCAUGUAAAGUGUAGCUCUUAUAGGUGUUAUCACUGAAAAAUACAAGAUGAAAUAUAGGACCUUUAAUAAGCAAAACAAGACCUUGAUGAUAUAAGUAUAGGUAAUAGCAUGAUUUGUAGUGAUAUUUCAAAAUUAUUAUACGUAAUUUCACGAGCCGUUAGGCAAGUGAAAUUUGAGACAAUUUUGAAAUAUCACGAGUGGUAUUUAUGCCAAAUAUCAUGUACAAAUCCUGCUAUUAUUUGUUUAUACUACCGCCGAAGGUUUGUAAUUUUCACAUGUAGGUAUUUCAAAUCAAGCUGAAAUACCACUGCUCUAAGCCAAUCAAAUUGCAGAAAUUUCUCCUGUAGUAGUAUAAAAGAUGAAAUAUUGAAUGAUUACUGGAACUUCAACUACUAACAUAUUGAUUUUGAUGAAUUUUAUUUUUGUUUGCAGGAGCUAGAUGUAAUAGAAGCAGAUGGCAAUGUUUAUAAGCUCAUAGGACCUGUUCUUGUGAAACAAGAUUUGGAGGAAGCUAAACAAACUGUGGCAAAACGAAUUGAGUACAUCACUGCAGAAAUGUAAGGAGUAGAUGAAUGUCAUUGUUGCAGUGUUCAUUUAAAACAAUGAAAAUUCAUCAUUCAAGAUUAAAGGGGCUCUGUCACGAGGAUACUGCUGUUUUAGGUCAAUUCUGUGCUGAAGUCAUUACUUUAGUGCCUUAACGCAUACACAAAAUGUCGCAGUAGGGUUUUCAAGAAGAUAUCACACAAAUCUCACCAGGGAGAACUAUUUACUUUUUUGAUGAUUUUUACAGGCCUAGUAUUUGAACCAACUUUUUCAAGUUUCAGUCAAUGUCUAUCCUUACCAGCUAUCGGAACAGAUGGCAGGAAACAGUUUCAGUUUCCAAAUAAUUAUAGCCUUAAAUGAAAAAAACUGGACCAUUAUUUUUGGAAUUCAAGUGAUGUGAAGACAAGUUUUAGCUUUUAUAAAAGAUGGCAAAUAGCAUGACAUGGCCCAUUUAAACUUGGCUCUGUUUUGGAGCUACCUGUAUGUUCCUUACAAUUGUGGGGUCUUUUUCAAUGAGUAAUAAUAAUAGGCCAUUCGCACGAUGGCGUCAUUUUACUACUACGACCAGAAUCCUUUUUGUUUUUUCUUUCAUAUUUAAAUUUGGUAAUCCCAGAGAGGUUUAAAUAACAAAAGCCCUAAUUUGCACAAGAAAGUAAAACCCUAAAGGAUUCUGGUCGUGGUAGUAAAAUGACGUCAUCGUGCAAAUGGCUUAUUCAUGAUCAGCUAGAGAUGACGAGGCAGUUUAUAAUGGUAACAGAACCGAGUGGAGUCCAAUUCGGUCUGUAAUCAUGUGAGUGAUUGACAGAAUCGUACGUGGUCGUCUGAUCUCUUUUAAAAUCAUUUGUAUGAUUACAGACAGAAUUGGACCAAACGAAGUUCUGUUACAAAUUAAUCAUAACUAUAACAAAAUUUGUGAUGUUUUAGCCCUCUUGAAAAUAAAAACACAAGAAAUUCCUAGAGUUUUCUUGCUUGUGGUGAAAAAAAAGCCAUUUAAGUGCGCCCACGUGAUAGCACGUUAUUACAUAAGCGUGUUGUUUCAUUGAGCCUUUCUAUUUGUUGUUUAUUUGUUGAGCCUUUUUUGUUGUUGUUCUAUUAAGCCUUUUAUGUACAAAGUAUUAUUGAAGGAUAAAAAACAAACAAACAAACAACUUGGUACAUUUGAUCUGUUGAUGCUGAAUACCUAAAAAUUCUGGAAGCUGUCACGAGCAACCUGAAGCAUUUAUAUAUGUAUGUAUUGACUGAUUGAUUGAUUGAUUGAUUUGGGUGACACUUACAGUGGCAGUCGCUUGACCUGUAUAUUAUUUAUUUUUCGUUGAUGAAUAAAUCAGUGUGCGUUCAGCCGUUUUUGAGGCCAGUUUAUUAAACACUACCUUAGAUAUUCAAAAGGUUGAGUUUGAUCGUCCGGGUGAACGUAGUCCUGAAUAGGACUAUUGUUGUUGACAGUGACUGACGUUUCGACAACCUGUGCGGUAGUCAUCUUCAGAGUCAAAGUGAGUUGUAUCACGUCAGUUGAUGGCAUUAUACUCUGGUUAUUGAUCUGAUUGGUCAAUUAUGUCGCGAUGUUAUUGGUCGUCUGUCAGUUAAGCCGUGAUGUUAUUGGCUAUGAAGAUUUGUAAUCAGUGAUUGGUGCGUUUCGAUCCGUCUAUUGUCACAGUUAAACAGUCGUCUAUUGUUAGUCAAAUUGUCAGUUCUCCAGUUGUUCUCUCUAGUUAGUUUUGCUUGAUCUCGUCAAUAAGUCGUUUGUACAGCGCUGGUAACUGUUGGCUACGAUUCAGUGGUGUUUGUUCUAAGUUAGUAAACCAGCUUUCUAAAGUAAGACGUUGAUAGUAGUCUGUAGAAUACGUUAUACAUGUCGCAGAGUCCCAGUCAAUUUGAUCUUUCGUCUUUAAAUGGUGCUCAGCAAUGUGAUUGUUGACGUCACCAUUCCUAGUCGCGCGUUUGUGUUCGGUCAGUCGCAUGCUUAGGUUUCUGCCGGUUUCACCAAUGUAAGAAGCCUGGCAGUUGCAGCAUUUGAUCUUGUAUACUGCUCCCUGUCUGUCCUCAGGUUUGUCUUUGUCCUUGACAUUAGUAAGCAGUCGCCGUAAAGUGGUUAUUGGUUUGUGCGCAACACGUAUAUUGUAAGGUUGUAAUAUACGUGCAAUAGAUAUUGCCUUAGAUAUUGUUAAGUGCCUUUUUUUCCUUCCUUUGUUUUUGUUUCUUUUAGAAAAAGAAAUGAUACCGGCAUCAAAGAAGCUGAAAAGAAGCGUGGUGGAUGUCAGGAGAUCCUCAGCAAGCUACAGCAGCAAUAUCAACAGUUCCUGACCAAGGCAGCAGCAAAAGCAUAA
This is a messenger RNA of Porites evermanni, 4837 nucleotides long. NCBI's taxonomy places the organism in Eukaryota, Metazoa, Cnidaria, Anthozoa, Scleractinia, Poritidae. The record is from the annotation of a GenBank genome assembly.